UUUAGAUUGGCGAUGGAAACAAGGCUAGCCAAGAUUAUUUGUAUUACUCUUAUUGUUGGGGCAGUGCUUUGCAGGAAACUUGAUUUUUCAAAUUUAAGGAAUGAGAUGAAGGAAAGUGAAACUUUUGAGAAGUUUAUGGAAACUUAUGUUGGAAAAGAUAGUGGGAUAAGAUUUUUCACAUAUCAAAAUGUGGUCGAUCUGUUACACAAUAUUGACUCUCAAUUUACUUUUACGAGAGUAUCUUCAAUUGGGAAGACAUAUGAAGAGAGGGAGAUGCUACUUCUUACUAUUGGAGAAAACUUUCAGAAAUUUGAGGAAGGAGAUCCAAAAGAUAAUCCGCCUGCUAUACUUCUUACUUCAGCUCAUCAUGCAAGAGAAGUAGUUGGUGUCACAAUGAACUUAUAUGUGGUGUUGAGCUUGCUAUAUAACUCUGUUCAUGAAGAUAGAGAAACUUUAGCUUUGCUUGAGAACCAUACAUUCUACAGUCUUCCUCUUGUAAACGUUGAUGGAUACUAUCUUGUUUCAAAAGAGUGGGAAGAAUCCAAUCUUUUCAACUACGUUCGUAAAAACAGAAGAGAUAGUGGAGGCUGAGAUAAGAAUUCUCUCGGAGUUGAUCUUAAUAGAAAUUAUGGAUUCAUGUGGGCUCUUGAUAAUGUGGGUAGUUCUUCUCAGAAAUGCCAGGAAGAUUACAGAGGAGCUUCCCCAUUCAGCGAGCCAGAGACUCAAGCUGUGAGGGAUUUCAUAUUGGCUAGUGACCACAAUGUAAAAAUUGCGAUCAAUUUCCAUACUUUUGGGAAUCUUUUUAUCAUUCCAUUUAAUUAUGAUGAUCAGUGGAAUACAAAGAUGGUUGAGAAGCCAAUCUAUGCUAUGUAUGAAAACAUUAGAGAUGAGGGUAAUCUACCUAAAGAAAUGCAGUUUGGAAAUGGCAUGCAAACCAUUAAAUAUAAAGCUAAUGGAGAUGCAACUGAUUGGAUGUCAACUCAAAAUGAUAUGAUCUCUAUUUCACCAGAGUUAGGUACUAAGAGUAGGACUUCUGAUAGAUUUUUACCUUUUAUGGACUUUGUGAAGCCUAUUGUUCAGCAGAAUUACCCUUGGAUAAACUACACGAUGCAUAAAUUGUCCGCACAGAUCGAUGUGAGAGUUAUCAAGUAUGAGAAGGAGAUCUGAAUGAUCGAAAACUGAACAAUGGAGGAUAAGGAGUUUCAGAAAUUCUUCAUUCAAAUUCAAGCCCAGAAUCUAGGAUUUUCGCCUGUCCAGAAUGUUAAGGUGAAGGUAAUAGUUGAUAAAGGAAUUAAAGUGAUUCUCCCAACCGACCAGGAAGGCAAAUUUAGCAAAUCCCAUGAACUCACUUAUCCAAGUUUGGCUAGUUUGGAAUCUAACGUUUGGAAAUUAAUUGUUGAAGUACCAACAAAUAAGUGGAAGGAUAUGAACUCGGGGAGUGUGAUUGGGAAGAAUCAGCAAUCAUUCCUUACUCUAGAAAGUGAUAGAUACCCUCUGUUGAGUUCCUCUGAGAAGAAUACAAGAGUAUUAAGCGUUGCUUCUAUUGUUGCUGCUAGUGGGUAUCAUCCUGAAAAGAUUUUUGACGUCAGUUUGUUGUAUUACUUAUUCUUUGGAUUCAUAAUCCUCGUCUUUGUCGUCAGCUUUGCUAUUUAUUGGUUCAUGAAGAGAAAAUCUAAUGGAAGGAUCGAUCUUGAGGGAAGAAAGCAUAAAGAGCUUGAGCUCGGAAUGUAUAGAGCUAAUCCAGUUAAAAACGAUGAUAAAAGUCAGAGUAGUAGUGACUAAAAUUAUGUUCAAUCUUGAA
Messenger RNA from Moneuplotes crassus, 1801 nucleotides. NCBI's taxonomy places the organism in Eukaryota, Ciliophora, Spirotrichea, Euplotida, Euplotidae. The record is from the annotation of a GenBank genome assembly.